CCAAAACCCGUGGGCGUUGCCAUCCCCGAAGAAAGUCAGCACCACAAAACUGCCACCCAACAUGGCGGAGACUGUACGUCACACCCCCGUUUUCCCUUUACCGAUCGGUUUCUCUGCCCACAUUUUCUUUUCGCUGUCGCUGCUGUUGUCGGGCUCGACCUGACCUUGGACUCUCCGCUUCGCUCUCGAACCACCACUCCUCCCCUUCACUUACCCCCCCCCUUCUCUCCCUCCCCUCCCCCGAAGUGUAAGUGAGAGACCCAACUGGUACGAGCUCGGUCGGUUGUUUUUUUUCUGUCUUGUUUUGUUCGACAAAUUUUGUCGCCUGUUUGCUUUGUUUGACCAGCCCAGACGAGCGAAAGAAUCCCCCGCUAACGCCUCCCGGAUCAGCAGGUCGAUACACCUGCGCCUCCGAAGCAACGCAAGUCCGUCGCAUUCAGUGAAGGCGCCGUCAUUAUGGAUACAAACGGCGAAGUGACCGAGGCCGUUCCGGCCGUGGAGAAGCCCGUCGUGGCUGAUGCUGAGGACAAGUCCGUCGACGAAGUCACCGAGAUGUUCAAGGGGCUGUCGAAAAAGAAGAAGACCAAGAAGCCCAAGGACAGCGAGGCGGCGGGCGACGACGAGACGCCCGCGGCGGACGGCGAAUUCGACCCGUCGGCCCUGAAGAAGAAGAAGAAGAAGACGAAGAAGGCCGACCCGGGCGACUUCGAGGCCAAGCUGGCCGAGGCCGGCAUGGCCGAGAAGGACGCCGACGCGGCCGCCGACGACACCAAGGAGGACGAGAUCCCCGAGGGCGACCACGAGGCCGGAACCGGCAUCUGGGCCCACGAUGCCACGCAAUCCAUCCCCUACUCGCUGCUCGUGUCCCGAUUCUUCUCCCUCAUCCAGAGCCACCACCCCGAUCUGCUGUCCAGCGGCACCAAGUCCUACAAGAUCCCCCCGCCCCAGUGUCUGCGUGAAGGUAACCGUCGUACCAUCUUCGCCAACAUCGCCGAUAUCUGCAAGCGCAUGAAGCGGUCCGACGAUCACGUCAUGCAGUUCCUCUUCGCCGAAUUGGGUACCAGUGGUAGUGUUGACGGUAGUCGUCGUCUGGUUAUCAAGGGUCGUUUCCAGCAGAAGCAGAUUGAGAACGUGUUGAGAAGAUACAUUGUCGAAUACGUCACCUGCAAGACCUGCCGCAGCCCCGACACCGAGCUCAACAAGGGCGAGAACCGUCUAUACUUCGUCACCUGCAACUCGUGCGGAUCCCGCCGUUCCGUCGCCGCCAUCAAGACCGGUUUCCGUGGACAGGUCGGCCGCAGAAAGAGACAGGGUUAAGCG
Molecule: messenger RNA, 1320 nt
Organism: Aspergillus heteromorphus CBS 117.55
Lineage: Eukaryota; Fungi; Ascomycota; Eurotiomycetes; Eurotiales; Aspergillaceae
Product: translation initiation factor eIF2 subunit beta
Exons: 3
Coding region: 457-1317 (286 amino acids)
Biological process (GO): translational initiation; formation of cytoplasmic translation initiation complex; formation of translation preinitiation complex
Cellular component (GO): eukaryotic translation initiation factor 2 complex
Molecular function (GO): translation initiation factor binding; mRNA binding; translation initiation factor activity
Source: RefSeq, a predicted model, not a curated record